Anneissia japonica is the source of this 870-nucleotide messenger RNA. Its product is annotated as protein REDUCED WALL ACETYLATION 1-like. The transcript has a single exon. Bases 1 to 870 code for a protein of 289 amino acids. NCBI's taxonomy places the organism in Eukaryota, Metazoa, Echinodermata, Crinoidea, Comatulida, Comatulidae. The record is from RefSeq and is a predicted model, not a curated record.
AUGGUUGCCAUGACUACCAAUAACCAGUAUAUGCUGUAUUACAUAUGUGCAAUGCACACGUAUUGGUUUAUCUCAGUCUAUGUGUUCAUGCGUGUUUUGUCAUCCUGGAACGAGCAACCAAAACGAAUGGCCCUCAAGUUUUUUGCGUAUUUCAUUUUCAAUGCGUUGAUAUUUGACGUACCUCAUGUUGCUGAUACCGUGUUUCUACCAUUUUGGCCGGUACUCUCCUACAAAGACUCACUUCACGAAUGGAAGUUCCGAGCUGGAUUGGACCACUACGCAACGCUCGUUGGAAUGUUAUGCGCAUAUAAUUACCCUCAUUUUGAGAGGUUUAUCAAGUACAUUGAUCAGAAGCAUAUAGAUCCACGUGAUUUUAAGAUAACGGUUGCAAUCAAAGUGAUGACUGUGGGCGUAUUGUGCAUGCUUAUCCUUGUCUGGUACGAUGCUCUUAUGUUUCGAGAUAAAUUUGAAUACAAUCUCUACCAUCCAUACACUUCAUGGUUCCCAAUCAUCUCAUUUAUUUUUGUGCGUAAUAUCUUUCCAGUGUUUCGCACACAUCACAUUGGGUUAUUCGCUUGGUUGGGAAAGGUCACUCUUGAAACGUAUAUAUCACAAUUACACAUCUACAUGCAGUAUAACGCAACUAAGACCAUAGUUUACAUCGCAGGGUAUCCUUUAAUGAAUUUUGUAGUUGCCAGUUUGAUUUAUCUGUUUGUAUCCCACCAGUUGUUUAAAUUAACUACUGAGUUUAGUGCUUACCUUCUACCAAAAGAUAUGAAGAAGGUGAUGUGUAACUUUAUUGGUGUGGUUUUAGUAUUUGCUCUCUAUUUUUGUCUUGCUUUCCUUCUUCGGGAUUCUGGUGUGUUAUAG